AAUUUUGACCCGCUUCCAGCCGGAUCUUUUUCUCCUCCUAUGUUGGUAGACCUUUGCUCUCUACUCCCUCUGCCUUCUUCUUUUGCAACAACACAAACCCGAGAGCGCCUUUUUCAGAAAUAUUUAAUGAGAUGAAUUCAUCGAACAACCAAACCAGAGAUUCCGUCGAAGAAAAAUCCAGCAAUGACGAUAAAGCCUUCUUUGAUAUUUAUGGGCCGCAGGCAAGAGCAGAAGUUGUUUUCAAGCAACCAGAAGCCAACUCAACAUUGAAUUUGCAAGAUGUGCAAGGAUUGGCCACCUGGGUGCUUGCUGAAGGAUUCAUGCCAUCAUGGGUUUUCAUCAAAAACAAGCCCUUGAUUCCUAAAGUGGUUAUGCUGUAUGUGCCUGGCCUUGAUGCUGCACUUUACUUGUCCCAGUCUAAAGUUCUCAAAAGUUUUAAACAAUGUGGUGGCAUUCCAAGAGCAGUUUUAGCUCUCAGCUGUGUAUCAGAUGGAACGCAAACUAUAGAUGCACUUCUUACCUACAAAAUGAAAAGAAAAAGGGAUGUUGCUGAACAAACAAUUGCUCAAACGUCUGAACAAGACCUUUCACAAGGUACAUGCUUUUUCAUUCAUGCAGGGCCUACAAAUUCUGGCUCAGAGAUUACAACUUUUCUUGACCUUAAGAAAAGCAUACCAUUCCCCAUUACUUAUUACACUCUUACUGCUAAGGAACUGGAAGAUAAUGGAUACUGUUGUGACCAUCCAGAAUAUCUCUCAACACUUCCUGCUCCUUCAGGAAUUCAUCCAUAUGAGAUAUUAGCACUUGAUUGUGAGAUGUGUAUUACAAAUGAAGGAUUUGAACUCACCAGAGUCACACUUGUAAAUUUUCAAGGGCAGGUUGUAUUAGAUAAACUGGUUAAGCCACUUAAUGAGAUUAUUGAUUAUAACACAAGGUACAGCGGAAUCACGCAUGAGAUGUUGGAUGGUGUGACUACCACUCUUAAAGAUAUUCAGGAGGAUUUUCUACAACUGGUCUUUAAAGAAACUGUUCUGAUUGGACACUCCUUAGAGAAUGAUUUGUCAGCUCUAAAGAUCAUUCACAAUUUGGUGAUUGACACUGCCAUACUGUACAAACACCCAAAGGGAAGAUCAUUCAAAACUGCACUUCGUGUUCUAAGCAGGAGAUUUCUUGGGAGGCAGAUACAAGAUUCUGGAAAUGGGCAUGAUAGCAUUGAAGACGCAAGAGCUGCAAUGGAGCUGGCCAUACUAAAGAUUCGAAAUGGACCUGAUUUUGGUUCGCCUCAACCACUCCUGCGAAAGAAACUCCUCACAGUUUUGAGUGACUCUGGGAAAACAUCCUCCAUAAUUGAUAAUAUGUACAUAGUGAAAAGAUAUGCCUCAGAGUCAUCCCACUCAAUUGCAGUAUCAUCUGAUGACGAAGCUCUUGCAAAAGCCAAUAAAGAGGCGAGAAAUGACAAGGUCCAUUUUAUUUGGACCCAAUUUUCAGAAUUGCAUUCCUACUUCAAGAAGGAAGCAGAUGAUGCUGAGAAGCUAAAUAGAAAGUUAGCACAGAUGAUAGCAAUGCUAACAUGUGAGAAGAAGUCUUCGAACAGAAAAAACAUCAAAUAUGAGAUAACACCUGAAUUGAAGAACAUUCUUAAUCGUAUGGAUGUUAGGGUUAGAAGCCUCUAUGCCAAUCUACCUCCAAAUGCCAUGCUUGUUAUUUGCACUGGUCAUGGAGACACUGCAAUAGUUCAAAGAGUGAGGAAAAUCCUGUCGGAACAAACUGAAACUGCAAUGUCCCGGGAGAAACUUGUUAAAGUGCUGGAAGAUCUGCAGGCCCAAGCUGAAGUGGGAUUGUGCUUUGCAGGUGUGAAACAUUAAACAUCAUUAUGAUGGAUGGAUGGAUGGCUCUACAUUCUACACAUUGUAUAGUAAACAAGUUUUGAAGAAAUAUUAGGAGGAGGAUUAGCAUUUGAAUCUCUAAAUGAGGCCUGUAACUGCCUAGUAGCGUUGUAAAGACUGGGAAAAUGUUGUAUAUUUAAUUUCAGUGGUUUCCCUGUUGUACCUGAGAAGUGAGAACUAGUAGUAUUAUAUACUUAUAUAUUUUAAUAUAACCAUGGACCUUGUGACA
Ipomoea nil (Japanese morning glory) is the source of this 2115-nucleotide messenger RNA. Its product is annotated as small RNA degrading nuclease 5. Gene Ontology annotation, molecular function: nucleic acid binding; exonuclease activity. The transcript has 14 exons. The coding region runs from base 132 to 1865 and encodes 577 amino acids. Gene Ontology annotation, cellular component: nucleus. Lineage: Eukaryota; Viridiplantae; Streptophyta; Magnoliopsida; Solanales; Convolvulaceae. The record is from RefSeq and is a predicted model, not a curated record.